Morus notabilis is the source of this 664-nucleotide messenger RNA. RefSeq names its product dormancy-associated protein homolog 4. NCBI's taxonomy places the organism in Eukaryota, Viridiplantae, Streptophyta, Magnoliopsida, Rosales, Moraceae. The transcript has 4 exons. The record is from RefSeq and is a predicted model, not a curated record. Bases 128 to 577 code for a protein of 149 amino acids.
CUUCCCAGAAACCAAACUUCAUUAAUUGUUUGUACAUAUAAUAUCAAUACUUCUGAUCUCCUUCGUCUCGUUCCGGUGAUCCUCCCAUCUCUUCGUGAUUAACAGUCGUAUCAGAAGUCAAAAGCAUAUGGGAUUUUUGCACAAGCUCUGGGACGAAACACUUGCCGGGCCUAUGCCGGACACCGGCCUCUCUAAGCUCCGCAAGUACAACUCGUUCUCCGGCACACGACAGGCGCCGUCGCCGGCGCCGGCGACUGAUCCUCCCCAGAUAGCCGUGACGGCGGAUUGUGGUCAUGAUCAUCAGGUGCAGGUUACUCGGAGCAUCACCAUUCUCAGGACUAAUCCAAACCCUCUCGUCAGGAGCUUAUCCGUUGAUGUCGCGGGUUCCGAGCCCGAUUCUCCUUCCUCGUGCUCCACGCCGCGGACGCCGGUAACUCCCGGAACGCUAGCAGAGAAUAAUUUGAAGAGACCAUGGACAAGGACAAAAUCAGUAGGCGUCUCCGCCACAGAGCGCGGCUCUGAACAGAGAAGUCCGACCGUUUACGAUUGGAUAGUGAUUAGUGCUUUGGAUCAUUGAGAGAGAUAAUCAAAGUGACGAUCGAUUUUGUUUCGAAGCAUGAUCAUCAUCGCCAUCGCCAACGCCACUGAUUUGAAUCUAUAUAUA